Messenger RNA from Cherax quadricarinatus, 5013 nucleotides. The record is from RefSeq and is a predicted model, not a curated record. NCBI's taxonomy places the organism in Eukaryota, Metazoa, Arthropoda, Malacostraca, Decapoda, Parastacidae.
UCCUGAAGGUGAAGAGUAAUAUUCUAAUAUAACUAUAUUAAAGAAGAUAAUAAGCUAUACUGAAGUACUUUAGAGAGGCAGCUGAAGACUUGGUUAAACAUCCUACAGGUGAAGAGUAAUAUUCUAAUAUAACUAUAUUAAAGAAGAUAAUAAGCUAUACUGAAGUACUUAGAGGGCAGCUGAAGACUUGGUUAAACAUCCUACAGGUGAAGAGUAAUAUUCUAAUAUAACUAUAUUAAAGAAGAUAAUAAGCUAUACUGAAGUACUUUAGAGAGGCAGCUGAAGACUUGGUUAAACAUCCUACAGGUGAAGAGUAAUAUUCUAAUAUAACUAUAUUAAAGAAGAUAAUAAGCUAUACUGAAGUACUUUAGCAGAGGCAGCUGAAGACUUGGUAAAACUUCGUGAGGUUGUAGAAGCCAACUUCGAGGGACAGUACCGCAUUUUCACAUCUUUAAAAUGGAUGGGAAAAAGGUUACCUUCGUCUCCUUUGAGGAGCUGACAGACUUAGUGAUGAUGAGCCCAGAGUGUACAUUCCUUGGCAGCGGAGUCAGCGGAUCAGUCUAUCUCUUCACUGUACUCGGUGAAAAACUGUGCGUCAAAAAAUCCCAUGAAAAAAACUACAUGAGGAUAUUUGGCCAUGAAAUGAAUUUGCUUCAUGAAGUUGAUGGUGCUGGAGGUGCCCCUCUGGUGAGAUACAUGGCCUAUGAUUACCCAGCCAUGGUUAUGGAGUAUCGUGGACACACAGAUUUCAACGAAUUUUUCCACACCUGUAAGUCUUCCUCAAAGCGCAUCCUGGCUUUGAUUAAGUUAGCUGAGAGCCUCCAGGAGGUUCAUGAUAAAGGAUUCGUACACAUGGACCUUAAAGCUGACAAUGUAUUGGUUCAACAUGUGGAGGAGGACUCUAACUUCCAUGUCAACAUAAUAGAUUUCGGCCUGGCCCGGAAGGCAGGUGAGGAUCAUCGGGGCUUCAAUUCUCAAAGUGAACACUAUGCUCCAGAGACACGCAUUAAAGGCAAGGUAUCUCCAACCAUGGAUGUGUAUUCCUUUGGAGAUCUCAUUAGUUUUGUUUCUGAUUACUUAAAAAAUAAGAAACAGUCUAAGAAGCUGAAUGUCCUGGCACGAGAAAUGAUGGAUCCUGAAGCAGGGAAGCGACCAACUUUGACGGUUGUUCAGGAACGCUUACAUGAAAUCAUGAACAUCACAACGAAAUGUAAACGACUCAAAAAGAGAAUUGUCGAAGCAGUGGCAGCAGUGCAAAAAAUAUUUGCUCCUCGCCAAUGCUGAGGCGACAUCAACCAAUGAUGUGAGAGAUGGUCAGGAGUACUUUUGUAACCACAACUGUAAAAAAAAAAAAAAAAAAAAAAAAAAAAAAAAAAAAAAAAAAAAAAAAGGUGAUAGUAUGUGUAAUGUGUAAAGGUGAUAGUUUGUCUCGUGUGUAGUGGUGUUGGUUUGUCUAGUGUGUAGUGGUGUUAGCUUGUUUACCGAGUAGUGGUGUUGGUUUGUCUAAACUAUUUAUUCAAACAUUACUGAAGGAAUAUUUUGUUAAUGGUGACUUUUAAGUUUGCUUAUGUGACUUUAUCAAAGUAAUUUUGAGUUUCUGACAAUUCACUACAGAGAUCAGAUCAGAUCAGAUCGGACUCACAGGUAAGUACCCACGAGGGGCGAGGGGCAAGUGGGGACAGUACGAAGAAUAGACGGGGAGAGGAAUGUCUUGAGUCGAAGAGAGAAGAGUCAGGACUAGACCCAACUGCUAAGCCACAAUAACGAUAACAAAAGACGAUGUAGAUACAACAGGAGCUCUGCAGGCUCUGACCGCAACUUGCUGGACGAAAAAUUGCUGCAUCUUGAUGUUGAUUGGCGGCUGGCAGGAGCUGGAGGAGUUUUCAAGGGAGGCUAGCUUUUGAUUGGUCAGGCGUCGUUAAUAUGUGAGUCUGGAGUUACUUCGUUUCUUUAGUGAAGGAGCCAUUCCUUAUAUUUUGCAUUUGUUGGAAGGAAACGAUAAGUAGUCUUGUAAUCUUAGGUCGAAAUGCUCGGUUGGCUUGUAAUUGGUCCAAGGUCAUCUGGAGUGUAGUCACGGAGCAGUGGGAUCCUUUACGAUUUGUAAACUUGACUGUUCUGUCGAGUAAUUUAUCGUACAAAGUGUCGACAGUCAUGGUAGGUUCUUGAUCAGGAGUCGUAUAAAAAGUUAUAUCUUUCCAGUGCAGGUAUUGAUCUUGAUGUUGGUCUUCUGUAUUAAUACGUCGAGAGAUAGCUGGAGAGGUUUUUUUUGGUGGUUGCAGCAUUGAAGGUGCUUUCAAUUUUGGUGUCUCCGCUAGAGUGUGUAGAAGACUGUGGGAGAAUCGUGGCUUCUGAUUGGUCCAUAUGAGUAGUGGUGGGUGGAGGUGAAGGAGGUACACCGCCACGACGAGCCAAUCGACGAGCAGGAGGCGAUCGACGAAUAGGAGGUCUUGUUGGAGUGACGUCACUAGGUGUUGGUGGUGUUGGAGCUGCUGAUGCAGAAGUGUUGAUUAGGUCCUUAAGAUAAGAUAAGAUAAGAUAAGAUUUCGUUCGGAUUUUUAACCCCGGAGGGUUAGCCACCCAGGAUAACCCAAGAAAGUCAGUGCGUCAUCGAGGACUGUCUAACUUAUUUCCAUUGGGGUCCUUAAUCUUGUCCCCCAGGAUGCGACCCACACCAGUCGACUAACACCCAGGUACCUAUUUGCUGCUAGGUGAACAGGACAAUAGGUGUAAGGAAACGUGUCGGAAUUUCCACCCGCCGGGAAUCGAACCCGGGCCCUCCGUGUGUGAAGCGGGAGUUUUAGCCACCAGACCACCGGUCAAGUUCAGUGUCACAGGUUAGCUUUAGCGCCAUUAGGAUUGCAAACAAUUCACUUUGCAGUGUUAGUUAGUUUAAUAUGUUUAUUAUGCACCCCAUACCCAUCCUGUGGGCGUGUAGACGCCCAGUUGUUAAUUCUUAUGCCUAACUCAACAAAUUUAUUAUCGUUCUUAACUAGGGAGGUGGCAACAAGAGCAGAUGCAGCCCUGCCAGAAGACUCGUGUUUAGAUCCAUCAGUGUAUAUAAUGUGUUGAAGAAGAAGUAGUGUUGCUGGUGAUAGUAAUGGUGGUGGUGGCAGAGACAGUUACAUGUCCACAGCUCCAACACCCACCAGCUACCUGACCCGGCAGAGGGUGGCGCGUGUACACACAUAUACUGGCUGCCUCCCUGAGUACAUUUUUCAAUCAAGACAAUACGAAAAUAUUUCUCCUUUUAUUGUCAAAAAAUAUAUUUCCCUUGACAAAUAGUUAUUUGUGAGGCCUCACAACCUUACUUUUUUACAAUUACAAGUUUAUAAAAUAAAAUAAUGGUGAAGUAUCAAAUAUUAAUCCGCAGAACACAAAAAUAUUGAGAGAAAACUAAUUUUCUUAUGCAUGGAGAGACGAAGGUAGCCUCUACAUGGUAGUUACCACUUAGUUUAUUCUUUAAACACUAUUUAUAGCUUUAUGUUAAUUAAUUGUAAUGGUGUAUUGCUGCUAUCAUCAAAAUAACAUAAUGCCACAUUCUAUUACAUCUGUCUCUCUAUGUUUACUACAAAAAUUACGAGUUCAUUAGUGAUUUUCUUAAAUAACAUCACUGGCACCUUGUCCUACUCUCUCAGCCUGACACCAGUGACGGCGCUACUGCGCAUGCGUCCAUUGUCUUACCUUGUUGAGUACUAUGGUUUCAAAACAACUCUUGUCAUUUAGGGAAAUCUUUCAAUCCUAUAAUCAACGUUUAUAUUUCCUUUCUCCUAAAUUAAUAUACUCUUUCCUCAAACAAAAGUAUUUAUUUGUGUACAACAAAUAUAUUACGACAUGUAUAUUACUAUUGCUAGUGUAUAUGCACUGUUCUCAUCUGUUUUCAUGGUUGUCCUGGCUGUGAGUACUUUUUGAAUCAAGACAAUUAUUUAUCUUCGUCUUUUUAAAAAGAUUGAUUUCUUGUUCCUUCACCAACCAUGAUCUGGGAUGAAAUGUACCUUGAUGUCAGCAGUACCUUCAUUAUCAGGAUCUUCUUCAUGUACCUUGUUGUCAGGAUAUCCUUGAUCCUGAGGAUCCUCUACAUGUACCUUUAAUUUAGUCCAAAACCCUCAACAUGAACCUUGAUCCUCAGGAUGUUAGGAGUACUGUGAUCCUGACACCUUAAUAUGACCUUGAUGUAAUUAGGACCUUGAUUCUGAGAAUCAACUAUGUGUACCUUGAUAUUGAAAUACAUUGACAUGCACCAGAGGAUCCUCUACAAGUACCUUGAUGUAGUAAUAUGUCAUUGAUGUUAGCUAGGCCCGUAUACCUUGUGCAUGUACUUAUACAAAUGAAGAUAUUAUUAUUAUUAUUAUUAUUAUUAUUAUUAUUAUUAUUUAUUAUUAUUAUUAACCAGCUCUCUGCCCUUAAAUCUUUAACGGUUUUGGUGGGCAGCCGGUUAUUGAACUUAGGUUGUGUGUAGGUGUCUGGCCCUGCUGGGGGUUAGCAAAGUGCUCCACCUGAUCUAAUUAGGAACUUUUAGUUCCUGUUUCUAUUAACUUAGGAACUUUUGUUCUUUUUCUUUCCUGGUUCAGCUUUGUGCAACAAAUCUUGCUGGUGUGAUCGACAAGUUUGGCAGGAUACACCUUCACCUCUUACUCACCCUUAUAAACCCAAAAAAGAUAAACAUAUUUCUCUCCUUCGACUAAACAACAUUUUUCCUGCCAAAAACACAACAAUGGCGAGUAUUUUCCUACAAUACCGCAAGUUUGCUGCAGAAUGCGAGUCUGGGCAGCCACAUAAUGCUCUUGAUGGAAAUUGAUGAAUGUGAUUGUGAAGUAAGGGAAGCCAUAGCCAAAAAGAGGUAGCCAGAAGCAGUGAGCCGAAAUCACAGGGAGUGAGUGCAAACCUGAGGCAGCAAGUGGAAACUAGAAUAGGAAGCCUGUGGAAAACUACCUGGAACAUUGUAGGGGCAGAGAUCAUCAUAGAUCAUUGAUGGACCUAUGAAUUGGAAAACAAAUCCUUCCUGAAAACCAGCAA